Messenger RNA from Colius striatus (speckled mousebird), 12643 nucleotides. It is a transcript of the gene DPF3, whose product is annotated as double PHD fingers 3. Gene Ontology annotation, biological process: nervous system development. Gene Ontology annotation, cellular component: nBAF complex; nucleus. The record is from RefSeq and is a predicted model, not a curated record. NCBI's taxonomy places the organism in Eukaryota, Metazoa, Chordata, Aves, Coliiformes, Coliidae. Bases 1 to 1260 code for a protein of 419 amino acids. The transcript has 12 exons.
AUGCCGCGCUGCCAUUGGCUGGCCGCUUCCCCUGAGCGAACCUUUAGAACUCCGAGACACAAUAUUCUGUUACAUUGUAGCAAAAUGGCGACUGUCAUUCACAACCCCCUGAAAGCACUCGGGGACCAGUUCUACAAAGAAGCGAUCGAGCACUGUCGCAGCUACAACUCUCGGCUGUGCGCUGAGCGAAGCGUCCGCCUUCCCUUCCUGGAUUCCCAAACUGGGGUAGCUCAGAACAACUGCUACAUCUGGAUGGAGAAGAGACACAGGGGACCAGGCCUGGCCCCAGGUCAGCUGUACACGUACCCAGCACGUUGCUGGCGCAAAAAGAGGCGUUUGCAUCCCCCUGAGGACUCCAGGCUGAAGCUGCUGGAAAUUAAACCUGAAGUUGAUCUGCCUCUGAAAAAAGAUGGAUUCACCUCAGAAAGCACAACUCUGGAAGCCUUGCUGCGUGGAGAGGGGAUAGAGAAAAAAACAGACACUAAAGAGGAAGACACUAUACAAGAAAUCCAGAGGGUUUUAGAAAAUGAUGAAAAUGCAGAUGAAGUGAAUGAGGAAGAAGAUUUGGAAGAAGAUAUUCCCAAACGAAAGAACAGGCCUCGAGGACGGCCAAAGACCCCCACCUGGAAAAAAAUUUUCCAGAAAAAUGCUCGUGGGUCUGGAGGUGGCAGGAGACGGAACGAUGCUGCCUCCCAGGAUGAUCAUGACAAACCCUAUGUUUGUGACAUCUGUGGCAAGCGUUACAAGAACAGGCCUGGGCUGAGCUACCACUAUGCUCACACCCACCUCGCCAGUGAAGAGGGCGAUGAGGCCCGUGAGCAGGAGACCCGCUCUUCCCCUGUGCACAGGAACGAAAACCACAAACCCCAGAAAGGACCAGAUGGGGUCAUCAUUCCCAAUAACUACUGUGACUUCUGCCUCGGAGGCUCCAACAUGAACAAAAAAAGCGGCCGGCCUGAGGAACUUGUGUCGUGCUCAGACUGUGGGCGCUCUGGACACCCGACCUGCCUGCAGUUCACCACUAACAUGACUGAGGCUGUUAAAACCUAUCAGUGGCAGUGCAUUGAGUGCAAAUCCUGCAGCCUUUGUGGGACCUCUGAGAACGACGACCAGCUGCUCUUCUGUGAUGACUGUGACCGUGGCUAUCACAUGUAUUGCUUGAAUCCACCAGUCUUUGAGCCCCCAGAAGGGAGCUGGAGCUGUCACUUGUGCCGGGAGCUGCUCAGAGAGAGAGCAUCAGCUUUUGGCUUCCAGGCCUGACGACCUCCAGCAGUCAAGAAAACACUUUGCUCCUGGUGUUGCCAAUACCAGCACACAAUUCCCACCCAGAACACAACAAAGACACAACCCACAUCAAAACAAACGGACACUUGAAUCCAGGAAGAGGUAUCUGUGGUAUCCCCUGUCCCUAACACCACAGCUCCUGGGCUCUGCUAGAAGGAAGGCUCGUGUGCUUUCCCGACGCUCUGGAUGGAAUCCCUUCACUGCUAUGCAUGGCUGCUGCUUCCCCUUAUGGGCUCACAGGCAUCAAAGAAGGGGGAGGGUUGUUAUACCGACAUGGAGAAGCCCCUUUUGUGUGGCCUUUUGCUUUCUGUUUGGUCUUCUUUUAAAAGGAGGAGUAGUAAGAUACCUCCCGAGGAAUUCUUGGUGAGUACUUUGUGUGGAAGCAGCUGUUUCUCUUCACCAGCUCGACUGGAAAUCUCUUCCCUUCAACCACUCUGUAUUCAUCAGGGAGCUUUGAGAGUUGCAUUAGCUCAAAUGCUUCCCAGGCCACGAGCAUUGCCUUGUCACUGGGAGAAGCACGGAUCAGAACUUUUGGGGUGACACUUUUCCUCCCUUGGAUCCAAACCCCUUGGAUUUGGCACACCUUUAGAAGUGUGGGUUUAGUAUCCCUGAAGGAAGAACAACACCAACACACACACACACUGAUGCCUAGGUAAAAGCCUUUGGUCCUUCAGGACGUGCACCCUGUCCCACUGCUGUGCCAGCAUCCAGCAUCCAGCAUCCAGCCCAGGCUCACGUUUUCACUCCUGUUACAGACAAUGGUGAAUGGUUCUGUGUGAACUGACUGGCUGCCCAGCUCAGAAAACUCCCCAGAAGGAAAACAUCAUCUUAGGUAAAAUAUCUGGGUUUCUGAGCAAAGGAAGCUGCAAAAAAAAAAACCCCAACCAGGAACAGCUUUGGCUUUUGUUUAAUUAUUUGACACUUCUGGUUAAAUUUUUUGGCCGUUUUUAAACUGGAAUGUGCAGCAACUUCAAGUUGCAUUGAAUUCCAGGGAUUGCCUCCUCGGGACUUCCACAAUUGCCACAAUGUUCCUGCUCUUUGGCAAAGUAAUGAUCAAGAUUCAGCUCAAUUUUCAAAUCAUUUUGGCCCCAAAAUUUCUCUACAACCACAUGGUAAAAGUGAUAACUUGUCCAAAAGAAACCCACAUCCCCCAACCCUUUCCCAGCUCUAAAGAAGAGAUGAAUUCACUGACUUUAAUGUGAGAAGAAAGGUGCUCAGAACCAUUUGAACAUGUAAAUAGAAAUAGUUGUACCUUAUUUUAACAAACCUGAAGUGAAACAUUAAGCAAGAUCGUCAGUUGGGAAAAAACCCCCCACGGUGACACUUGUGUCUCUCUGAAUGAUUUGAGACAGCACUAGGAGUGAAGAAUAUCUGCCAGGUACAUCUAAAGAUGCGUCUCCACUGAACUGCCAGCUAGCCCAGAAUGAGCAUUUUCUUGGGUGUGAUGUCUAUGACUCUCUAUGCACAAAUGUGAGUGAGUUUAUGUGAUACCUUUAUGAGAGUCCCAUGCAGCCUGUGGCUCAGGUUGCUUGUACGAGUAGGGAAAGGGCACCGAAGAGCACAUUUGGUGUGUUUACCUUGGUUUAAAGUUUCCUGCAAAAUCAAAUGCCCCCAAACACUCUUUGAAAGGACAUUGUGAGCUAAUUUUUCUUCCUUCUCCUGCUAAUUACACUUAGUUAGAAUGAGCUGUGCUGACCCUACUGCACCUUCCCUCAUUAUUUAGAUAGUUGCCUUCACCUUGUGCGUUUUCUUCAGCCCGUGCGCCAAGAGCUGCUGGGUUCUCCCACCUACUGUCGUGGCCUCUUCUCAAGCAGCAGCAGCAGGAGUAUUUUCACCUGUUAGAAAAGGAUUUAGAAAGCAUUUUUUUCCUAGUUGUAUUGGACCAAAUCUCUCCUGGAGCAGCUGCACUGGCUCUCUGCAGAAUUCGGUCGAUAGCUUCGGGCUUUCCGUGUGACGGCCCCUCGGAUGAGCUGAGAGUACAGAGCAAUUUGAGCAUCUGGUGCAGGGAGGGUAAAGCAGGAGCCUGUGGAUCUCUGUUAGGUGUCUGCUGUCUGUUGUUGAGGCUGGUAGAAAGUCCUGUGGCUGCUGUGGGCAGGAGCACAAAUGCACAUUCACCAGAGACACGCCAUGGCUCUCUCAUGGAAAGUGUCUUGGCAGGAGGGGCUGGAACUGAGAAGUGUGUGUGCUGGAGGAAGGUUUUAUGAUGGUGCAGCAGAGGUGGGCUGGUGUUUGGGCUGGUGUUUAGCUACCAGGCCUGCUGGGCCUCAGGAAAACAUCCAUCAUCUUCUAGUUUCCUGGUGUUUGCUUUGAGCCUGGGAGAGGAGCAGGACAACGUCUGCAUUGGCACAUGGAGAGGGAAACGCGUGUUGUUUGAGCCUGUGUGUUAAGCAGAUGGUGGUGGCUCAUCAAGUAAGUCUCAGGUUGGUGGGACUGGCAGGUACAGAAAGCCACUGCUCUCCAUCCCUGUGACAGAGACUUUGCUAAAUGAGUUGUGCUCCUCACACACACCUGCUCCCCUAUUGUGUGGGUUUGAUCCGUUGUGCAGACCGAAUCCCCUCCCACAUCCAUUCUGCAGUGAUUCACUUUUGGAAACAUCCCUGGAUGGCUUGCUGAAGUCUCACCACUCAUGAGGUAUGAGGGAAGGAGGGAUUGCUAGAUCUUCAGUGCCUAAAUGUUGUUUGCUGUUUGAGGUCAGUGUAAGAAGACGCUCAUCCACAAUGGUCUGGCUGCAUAUCAUCUCUCCACCUCUGUGCUGUGUUGCUCCAGGUAACUUUGGCAAUAGGAUGAGAGGCAAGCUCUCCCAUGCUGAGAACUUCCUCCAGCUGCAACCUCCCCUCUUCUUUAGCUUGGUAUAAGAUAAAGGGAUGGGAUGGACAGGUCAGUGACACUUUUUGCUUGGGUUCAGAGCCGUGUGCCAUAGUCACAGAAUCAUCAAGUGGUUGGCGUUGGAAGAGACCUCUAGAGAUCACCCAGCCCAAGCCCCUGCUAAAGAAGGUUCCCCUCCAUCAGGUCACACAGGAAUGUGUCCAGGUGGGUUUAGAAACCUCCAGAGAAGGAGCCCCCACACCCUCCACAAUGUCUUGGCACACUUUAGAACUAAUAACAGUUCCACUAAGCGAACAAGGCUGUCCCAGCUUCAGCGAGGCAUGGAGAGGUUGUGGCACAGCCACGGAGAGGAGGGAGAGGGGUUUAGAAACUCUGGUAACUGAUUCCCCUGUCACUCCCUUGGAGGCAGCAUCCCUGCAUGACCACCUGGAUGAAUGACUUUGGGGUGACAGCAUCCACUGUCUGGCAAGUCUUGAGACCUCCUGUAGCAGCCAUCUGGUCUGGGCAGGAACCAGCAUGAGGACUCUGGCUCUGGAUGCUUCUCCCUGUCUUGCUGGAUGUGCCAGUGUGUUGGCAGCCCCUGAGGUGAGCAAACUCUGACAUAUUCCAUAACUCUUCUGUUUGAGCAAGGCAGGCAAGAUGUUAGCACCAAUCAAGGCCAGCUACCAUGGGAGGUGGUAGGACUUGUAUCCCUUGAAGUCCUCAAGAAUUAGCAGCUUCCCAGAAGAUGUAUUUUAAUUAAACACAAUCUUAGUUAAUCACAGGGAUGUCUGACUGGAAAAAGGCUUGUGUUAGGGAUGAAGUCAGGCUGGAUAAUGCCACUGUUCUUCCUGUCCUCAUUAGGAAAACCAGAUGUUUACAGUGGGAGAGGAUGUAUUUAAAUACAAGCUGUGUCUGCAGGAUGGCCUUAAAGUGCAUUAGUUAAACAUAUUGAUGGGAUCUUUCUCAUUUGUUACCCAUUUUGGUUAACCUAGAGGAGGGCAGUUCCAGCAAACCACCUUCCUGAUGCAGUGAGUGGCACGUUGCCUGCCUCAGACCCACCCUGGCAGCUGCAUUGGCAGUGGCUCCCCCAGGAGAUCAGACGAUUCAGGCUGUGUUGCAUGAAGCCAUGGCUUGGUUCUGGCUUUCCCUCCACUCACCUUUGUGUGAUGUGCUGCUGAUUUUUCUGCCCUGUGACAGGGAGACUGGCUGGGGAUGGGAGCUGCUGCAGUGGCAGCCUCAGAAGCCAGAGGGGUGAGGGAACGGUCACAGCAAGGGGGUGUCGUGUCACUGAGGAGAGGAGCUCAUGAUACCACCCCAGAGCCUGGAGAAGGGAUUACCUUUAAGAAAUGAGACAAGUCCCACUCUGCCUCCAAGCUGUACUUCCAUAGACAUGUUUUUGGCCUGAGUUUCCAGCUUUUCUCUAAACAUACACGUCAGUGUGUUCUUCUGCAGCAAACGUUGCUCCAAACUUUGGGAUCCCUGUUCCUCAGCUCCCUUCAAAAGCUGCUUAGCAAAUUCUGCCCCCAAGGAAGACUCUCUCCCACCAUGCAGCAGUUGCAGGGCUGCUGGGUGUUCUUUACACCUAGGGCAGGUGUUUUGACAGGGGUCAUUUGGGAGGUGAGAAGUGGAUGGGGGUAGAAAGGCAUAUUAAUGAAGGCUGGCAGUGCCGCAGGGGCAGCGUGUGCACUGUGUGCAAAGACAUUCCAGCCAGAGCUGGCCAGGAGUUUGGAAUAAAUGUAUAUAAAUGCUUUUUUUGAGGGAACCACAAUUAUUCCCAUAUCCAAGUUCAAUGUGGCAAAGCAUUUCACACUCAAACUAACGGAGGGAUAACCAGAAGAGCUUCAAACUCACGUUUCGAGCUUCUUAGAGUGAAUCCCUUCCAUGUCUUUACAUUGCAAAGUAAAUGAAACCAACCCCACCCAGCUUAAACAGCCUUAAUUUGAGAAGACAACAUAUAAUGUGGGACUUUGAAGCAUUUCAGGCCUAUCUGAGGAGAGUCUUUCCCAAGUCUCCACGUCAGUGUGAUAUCCACCACUGUGCAUCUGCUUGACUCAGUCCCAGCGUGUCAAAAAACUGCAUUAGUGAGAACUUUGCAGUUGUCUACUGAGUAACCAGGGCUGCGAGGAUUGGGAGCACAAGUUGGCUGUCCUGAUGGCUAACUCUUAGCAUGAGGCAGGGGGCAUGUUCAUUACCCUCCUGUCUCUCCAGCUGCUCCUCUGGGGUGUCUGGUGAGUCCUAUCGAGGUGCUUAAUUGGAGGGGGGAGAAAGGUAAAGGAUAACAAUUGCUUCUGGGGAACAGAGGGGGUUUUAGGGUUUACCCUUUUAAUGUCAGUGAGGAUGCCAGGCAUUUUGCAGCUUGGGGAAUCAAGCCAGUAGGUCACUGAUGUUUGCUGUGUGCUCCUGCCACGUUACAGUGCAUUUAGGACACGUUGUCAGUGCUGGUUUGAGAGGGGGAAACGGCUCUUUCCAGAUGAGCUUCCCUCCCUUUGCAUAGGUGACGUUAACAAUAAGACACUUCAUACCCCCAGAUUGCUGAUUUUUCAGGUAUUGAUGUUUUCUUUCAGGCUCCUGUCAAUCCAGCCAUCCAUCUGAUGCAGUUCAUUGUCACAAACUAUAGGUUUCACCUCCACAGUGACUCGGGAAACAUUUCCUCUCUCCUCACUUUUCAAAAGGCAAUGACAGCCAAGGGCAGCUUUUAUUCUCUGUGCUCUGAAAGAGUGAUGGAGAACAACAAAUCCCUUUCAUGUUCAUUUCCUUUCUGUAUCUUGACUGAUGGAAUUGGUUGGCUGGGAGAGAGAGUUCCUUCUUGCAGCAGUCUGAAGGGUCUUUGCUGGCACGUCUCACCACUGCAUGAGGCACCACAGGCUGUCCCCUUGGUUAAGACUCUUUCUGCUCUUGCCAUAUUGGACUUUGAAACUGCUAGUUGCUAUCAUGUGUCUACAGUCCUGACAACCAAGGCAAGGAUCUCCCUUAGAUUCCUCAAGAUUCUCUGCCUGGAAGGCCAAACCCCCUGCUGCCCAUGAACUCUGCUGGAGCACAGAGCUGCUUCCAGCCCAGACAUCUGCUGCUGCUGGACUCAGGACUGCAUUUGGAUGUCUGCUAUGCACUGCCAGUGAAAACUUUGCCAGCAACAUUAAAAGGGCAGUAUCUGUUGAAAAUCAAAGGAUGAGACAUGAAUGUUAUGCCUAAUGUACCCUUCCUCCAUAGCUCUCCUAGGAGCAGAGCACGAGAUGUGCCCCUGCAUCCUUUUGGGAGGGCUUUAGCACGAGGAAUCUCCAAGUGUUGUCUCCUUUGAGCUUCAUUACAGAACACCCUGCAUUGUUAUUUUCUUCCCUUCCAAUGUAUUCCUGGCUUUUAGCAGCAGUGUGUAGCAAAGCUCCCAGAGCAAUGAGGAAAUAGAGGUCCAAACCAAACCAUCAGCUUUUAUCUCCCCCGUUGAAGUGUUCCACCAACCCAUGAUCAUCACAGGGAAUCCAACCUGCUUGCUGACUCAGUCCCAGCUCAGCAUUAAGGGUUUGUAUAGACUCUUUUGUAGUGUCCUUUAAAAAUGCAGGGAGAAAUGUUUCCUCUUUACCUUGAUGCCUUUCCAUCCUUUGUGUUGCAGCAAAGACCAACAGUCUUGCUGUUUACUCUGACUUUCUUCCAGCACUUCAACCUGGGGCUGAAGUGAUGGGGACGAGCCUGGGAAUAAUUAUUUCCUGGAACUGCAGAUGUAAAGAGAGGCUCAAGAGCAUUCCUGUCAAUCUUCAGCUGGGCUAGACAGUCAGAUCUCCUAAGAGCCAAAGGUUUGUGUACAUCUGAAGUCAUUGCUUCACCUUUCCUGCCUCUGUCCUUUCAGGCUGAGUGUGCCCUGGGUAUACAUGUGGCUUAUUCACUUGGGAAAACCAAAUUAGGGUGUUUGCUGAGUUAGGAUCCUUUAUUUGACUUUGGUACAACGUUGUCCCCAUUAUUCAAAAGGGGAAUAGGAGGGAGAUAAAGCUGUGAUAUCAUAGUGGAGCUCGCAGCUCCAAACUGUGAUGUCAUCACCUUUCAAGUGCACUUUCCAAAUGCUUUUAGUAGUGAUCCCAACAUAGUGAUAUUCCCAUUAAUGCAUUGGUGGAGCCUUCCUGUGUGAUGCAGUAGACUGAACUUCAAUCAGACAGAGAUUUAAGUUGGAUAUACAAAUGUGUGUGUGUUUGUGUGUUACAUUAAUGUUAUUUACUGUCAGUAUUGCUCACCUAUCAAGAGGAGGUCUGGAGUCUAUAAUUAGUGUUACCUUGAAGGAGAAGAAAGAGGGAGAACAACUUGUUUUGCAAAGGUGAGUCAGCAUUCUAACCAAAUAAGGCAAAAUAUCAUCCUUGACAACAUAAUCUCAGCCCUAUUUGGAGCUGGUUCAACACCUGAAAGAGCACCAGUGCUCUGAAAGACAGGCCAGAAUCUCAGCUGCUCUUCACCAGCAUUCCUGCUCUAGGUGGUCCUGCUCUGGCAGGGGGGUUGCACUUGGAUGAGCUUUUGAGGUCCCUUCCAACCCUUAAGAUUCUGUGAUUGUGUGACUUGGAGCCAACAGAUUGGCCUGGUGUCUUGAAAGAGGCCCAGUCUGAGCAGUCUCAGACUUUGGUCUGUAUUAAAAGCUGCAUGCUGCCUAAUAGUUGAGCACACUCAACGGGUGAGAAAAUAGGUGCUUCUAUCCCAGAUGAAUCAGGUGCUUCUGGUUCAGGUGAGGCCCUGCCACAGGCUCCAGAGGAAAGUGAGACAUCUCAGCACACGGUAACGAGGGAGCAGUCAGCACCCAGGGCGGAUCUUUCUCUAACUCCACGGAGUUUUGCCUCGAUUUGGCAGUUUUCAGUGUGUUGACUAUUGAUUUUUUGUAAACAGCCCCUUCCUGCCCUAUCAGGAACCACUGGGCAGCAGUGCAUGAUCUCCCCAUCAUUCCCAUUCCUCCUCUGCACCAGCCCCCACUUCACACAGCUCUAACCUCCCCUCCCUUACCCAGUUCCAACCUGUUCAAGUCUUUCUGACUGUUCUGUCUCCUCACGUGGGAAUCUUUUCCAGCCCCUGUCAUUUUUUAGCACCUGUCCCUGAAGUCAACCCUCUUCAGCAUCAUUUGCUCUGAAUGAUGCUCUGAAUCACAGGCUGAAGGGAGAGUUUGCAUGCCCAGGGUAUGCCACAGUUUCACAGAGUGAUGCUUCAACCUUCGAAGCUCCCCGUGCUGUGUCCUGACAGUGUCUUUGCUCUUUCAGCCAUCCUGGGAGCAAGCCUAUGGUUACCUCAGGGAUAUUUUUCCUUUGUGGUUACAGCUCAUGUCUUGGGAAGCUGUUUUACAGCCAGUGAGGCCAAGAAGCCUUGCUGCCAGCACACACUCACCCUCCUUCCCCUCGCCGUGCUCCAGCUGGGGAUGUGGUCAGGCUGCGGGCGCGUGAGAUCGCAUCCAGCACGGCUACUCCCUGCAAGCCAAAGUGUUGCUUAGUAACCCUCCCAUGGAAGUACCAGAAGCAUUUUUCAAUCUGUCACGUUGGCAAAGAAACCCCUGGCUCCUUGAUUUAGAGGCAUUGUGCUGUGUGGAGCAGGGCUGUGCUCCAUUACCUUCCAGCCAGCGCUAUCUGCGAGUGAGGAAACAGCCCGUUUAGUGGAGGGGGACAAAAUGAGCCUCAGAAAAUAUCUGCCUGGGAUUACCAACCCUUAGUUGGUUCUCCUGGCAUCUCUAGUCCUCAUCUUAACUCCCUUCCCGUGGGAGAUAUUCUCUCCUUAUGAAAGUGCACUCCAGGGCCCUAUAGCAAUUGGCCAAACAGGACCCCGCAGCACCUUCAUCCAUUAUGAGACAUUACUGCAAUAAAACAUGGAUGUGUCAUCCAGAAACUGGAUGAGGUAUUGCAAUAUUUAUGUUGUAAGCCUGGGUGUCAUGGACAAUUGCUGCAGAAUAAUGUAUGUCUUCCUUUAAUGCACUGGAGUUGCAGCAGCUUCACAAGAGCACACGGGACACAGCCCGCCUGGGAUUACAUGGGUUCCUCUUCAAAUUAUCCUGUUACAGAGAGCUAAAUGAAAAGCAUCCCCUCAUUUAAAAAGAGACCAUAAAGGCUUUUUAGGUUACUCCCUUCCCCUUUUAAGAAUAAUUCAGUUUGGGAGCAAAACAUCCAAGAAGCACGUUGUGACUUCAGCUGACACUGGUUUAGCCUUCAAAAUGGCUUGGAAAAGUAACUUGAGGGCUUUUGUUUGAUGUACCUUAUUGAUUUUUGCUAUCAGAUCUCCUCAGUCUGGAAGUGAAAAAGGUAUUUUAAGCAAUGUCUGGCUUCAAACUCUGGGCUCCAGCAGUGUUCUUCCCAUCCUACUUCUUGUCAUGACUGAGAGCAGAGCCGUGGUUUGUGUCCAGUCACCGUACCACUCAUUUCUGUGGCUUGCCUCUUGUUGUCUCAUUGUGUCCUGGAAGCCCUCUGCAUAAAAAAAUGAAGGGGUUUUAUAAGGGGCAUGGAAGGUCCAGAGUGGUCUGAAAGCAAGGCUGGUAGACAAAUGUUCCUGAGGGGCUUUUUUUGCUCUUCAGAGAGUCUUUUACCUGGGGUGAUGCUCAAAGCAUCACAAGUUCACCACUUGAUUUCUGCAGACUUUCUGGGGAAGUGAAUGCAAUCCUGUGGCCCUUCUUAGUCUGAACAGAUCCAUCUGGGCAUGGGAUAAAGAGUCUUUCAGUGUCAUAGCACUCAGUUGCUGUUUUGUUGCCUGUGGCUUAAGAAACAACAAGAAAUGAUCAAAAACCGUUCCCCGUGGCUGGUGUGUGGCCAACACAAGAGCAACUGGUGACUUGCUGCGGGGUCCAAGGGCAGGAGUGUCUGCACCAUUCAGAAUGAACUGGCUUCUCUAGCAGGCAGGAGCAGUUUUUGGCAGGGCAGCCAAAGGCUGUGAAGGCCUGAGCUACCUUUUAAUUCUUAGGACUCUGUGUGCCAGCUGAGGACUGAUGGAAAUCUUGCCCUUGUGAUGCUUUGCUCUGUGGAAAGAGGAUUCAGAGAAGCACCAAGUGUACAAUGCAUCGUUUGUUUUCAAAGUAGCAGGGUAUCUGUUUCCAGUCUUCUAAUGCAUUCACCUUGAAGUUUGGCUGUAAUUAAAUAGUCUUGUCUUACCAGCUAGCCAUUGAAGCAAAGGAACUGUUGUUACAAAGAGAGCAGGCUGGGGAAGAGCUGGGUAACUUCUAGGCACCACUGAGAGAACACAUCCACCCCCUGCAUUCACAGGGGAAGAGCUCCUCUUUCUUUGCAGGUUCUGCACAGUGAAAUGAUUUGAUCUGAGACAGAUUUUGGAGUUGAGUCAGCUACAGAGCAGGAUAUAGUCUACUGACCUUAAUUCUUGUCGUUCAGUUGUUGAGGUUCCUGUUGAGAUUCUCUUUUCAUGCUACUCACAGCCUUCUUUGACAUUGAGGAUGCUUUAGGUUCUCCCUGUCUCACCUAACUGGGAGCUGCUUGCUUUGUGGAAAGCACAAAGUCUGGCUUGGAAGCUGCCCCUGUUCCUGGCUGUACAGAUCCCCACUUGUACGUGGAGCCCCUGCAUCACAGUGGCUUCUGCAAUGCAAUAACUGCAGCGUCAAGGUGGGGUGCUUGGAGCAAACUUAGGGGUACUUCAACCUUAGCAUGGGUAGAAAACGAGUCACUGAAAAGGUGACAGAGCUGAAGUCUUCUUACUCUGAGCCACCACCGUGUUUUCUACCAUAUGCCAACCGCUGGCUCUGCUUUGCAGCAGGAGAGAACUUGACUUUUGUGUCUUUGAGCUGGAGCCGUUGCUGUUGGGUCUUUCCACGAGGUGCUGGUGAAUUGCAAAGCUAACCUUGUCACAGGGGUGGUGUGCUGCCUUCCAGAGCUUCUCACCACCAAGUCAAACAGGCUAAUGCCUGGCAGGGAGUAGCCUGGAGGAGCUGUGGCUGCUGCUGGGCCAUGGAAAUGUUGGUCUUUGGGGCAAUAGGUGAUAAGGAUUGUGAGAAGGAUUGAUGAUGCUUGUGAGGAAAAGCCCAGCAGGGUCAGAUGAAGCUGAAUUGUCCCCUUGGGCACACAGUAAGCAAGAAUGAGUGAGGGAGGGGAAAAAUAAGGCCUCCUGUCUGAGGAAUGCUCAGAUAUCCCUUCCUUCAGAGGAGAAAGCCUCCUGUGAGCGAUCCUGGGUAGGCGGGCUCCCGGGGCUGGGGAGACACAUCCCUGCAGCGUGUUUGUCACCGUGUCUUCCGUUGUGUAAACGUGCCACAAGAGGAGCAAAAUGCCCUUCCCUUCUUUCCAGUUCCUCCUCAGCUCUGUACACUACCUCCAGGUUGCCUGUUGCCACCCCCUGCGAGGCCUCGUUGGAGUUUACACCGUGCUGCUUGGUGUUUGUUUGUUUUGGUGGCCACAGACUGAGGUUACAGGUUUGGGAACCAGUACCUAGUUGUAAGGACAGUUUCUUGUGCUGUUUCUUUUCCUUUGUAAAGUGUGACCCUUUCUUUUUGAGCUCAGAAGUGACUGUAUCGUUACAAUGUGUGUAUGUAGAGAUUUGUUCUGACAUGGCUUGUGUGGAGAACCUUUGCUCUUCUUAUCUCACACUCAGUUUUGUUAAGUGCUUGAUAGCUUUG